Molecule: messenger RNA, 2664 nt
Organism: Meira miltonrushii
Lineage: Eukaryota; Fungi; Basidiomycota; Exobasidiomycetes; Exobasidiales; Brachybasidiaceae
Exons: 1
Coding region: 259-2664 (801 amino acids)
Source: RefSeq, a predicted model, not a curated record
CAGACAAACAAGAGAAGCCCGUGUUUUGAAAUCGGAUGAGAAAAUAGACAAAAAAGUUGACUCCUUUUUAUGAAGAACUCUCCGGCUCAGAUACUGCUUCUUGCUCCAUAACGAUAACGAGCACAAUACCAGAACUAUGACCUAUCCCCCUCUUUGACGACCACUUUUACGACAUACGAUACCUUACGACCAGGAGAACCACACCUAUUCACACAUACAACCACCAAACACAACUUGGCCCCCCUACCAUUCGGAACGAUGAAAAACUCAGCAGAUACUACGGAUGAGCAAAAACGAGUAUCUGCGCAUUUGGCAGACAUUUUCGAGAGAAUAGCCCCUUUAAAACUUGAUCCAUCUUCCAUACUCCUAUACGACCCUUCAACGAUCAAACGAAGACAAGGUAAUACAGCAGCUACGGCAAAUGACAAUACGGCACUUUUGGCAAACGUACAAUCAUUUCCAAAACUAUUAGCUGCAGGCUCAGAUGAUCAUUAUGAAAACCAUCAUUCGUAUGAAAUCGUUCAAGCAUUAUCAUCACAUUCAACAAAGAUGCAUUCAUUAGAUGAAGAAUGGAAUCACCUUAAUGCAGAAGAUCAAACGUUUCAUGGUAAAAAUUCUGAACAAUUAGCAAAAGCUUUUCAAAGUUACGGUACCGAACAUCAGGGGCAAGGUUUACCAGACUCAUACAUAAAAGCAGUUGAAGGAAAUUCUCUUCAAAACGGCGCCGUCAAUUCUGGUUCAAAUAAAACCUCCAUCACUUCUUUUGCAUCCAAUAUCGCUCCUAUGAGCGCAACCAUACCUAUCACAAUGUCUGCUUUGGACCCAAGUACAUUUUCAUGGGCAGCCUUGCUCAAAAGUAUGAAUUGGGCUCGUAUCCUUUACACCAUCGUUUGGAUCACGACCGGUUUAACACUUCUCUUUUUCGGUUAUGCAUCAUUUUUCUGGCUUCACAAAGUUGGUCUUUCAAGAGGAAAUCAUUCUACCGCACGACCAAAAGGCAUUGGUGGAAAAUUAUCAAGAAUUUUUUCACUCAACAAUGAACCACAAAGAAGUACAAUCGACUCAUCUGCUUCUGCCGCUGCCAAGAGAAGGAAAGCACAAAAGAAGCGUGCUUUGGUAGGCGGAGGAAUUGGUGGAAUUUUGGUAGGAUUUUUAUUCUUUUCUUAUCUGGCUGCAGUGAUCAAUAAUGCAAUUUGCGUUGAUGAUGGUAAAAAAUCACUUUCUGCAGGUGCUUAUUUUGCUGUUUGGCUUGCACCUGGUCUGCUCGGUGCUAUGUUGGCAGGACAUUUCGCCUUCCUUGCACGAGCAAUGACGGGUGUUUUAGGAGGAACAACGUUCACAAUCGUUCUCACGGCCGUCUUUGGAAUCAAAACAAUGCUCAUCCGUAUGAUCUUAUUGGCCAUAUUCACACUUUCAUUCACCAUUCCGCUCAUUCAACCUAAAGCAAAAGUUAUUCAAAUGAUGAUCUUAAACGCUUGUACAUCUUUGAUCGGAAUGGUAACUUUCUUGAACGGGGUUGCAUUGGUAGCACCUUCUGUUGAAGCUUCUUCGAAUUGGUUGGAUUUAUGGACAGUAUUGUGCAUGCAUAAAGAUGAAAACGCUCAAUCUGUUUUGGAAAAUGCAUGGCAUACAAGCACGUUCAAAGGAUACAUUGCCGGAGCAAUUUUGGGUAGCGUUGUUGGAUUCCUAUUUGAAUUGUUCUUCCAUCGUCAUUGCGGUCAUGAUCCUGAAUCGGAAUGGAAUCAAUAUCUGGGCACAUAUACACAACAUAUGGAAUCGGGUAGGAUGCCUGGCGAAUCAAGUGCGACAUUGUAUGAUGAUCCAAAGUACAACAACAGUAAAGCUCAAAUCGGCGCCGUUUCUCCCCGUGCGGGAAUGUUUGAACCCGCUCCGAAUGCUUGGCAAAGGAUGGCAGACUUCUUUGAUAGCGACCGUUCAAAGCCUGCUCAUUAUGGUGGCUUGAGUGGCGAUGGCACAUUGCAUGAAAGCCUUACUGGAGGUGCAAUCACUUCUGUAGGAGAACGUAUCAGACGAAAACGAUCCGCAAAAACAACAAGAAGCGGUGGACCGGCAAGAUUUGAACGUUUAAGCAAACGGGAUGAAAACGAAGAUGACUUCAACAGCGAUACCAGUGAUGAUGACGAUGAGAAAGAGCGUUUGCACAAUGAUGAUGAAGAUGAUGAAAAGACAGAUGUGGAAGGAUCAGAUGAUGAAAGACGUGCGAACAAACAUGUUGCUUUCUCUGGUUUGGUUCCCACCCUUGACAAAGAUUCAAACUCCGCAACUGUGAAUUACGGUGGAUAUGCGUUACCAAGACCCCCAAUGUUGACUACUACGAGCACAAACAGUGGUACAAGUGUUACUUCCGGUCAAGUUGAUAGUCGACUUACAGGUACAACGGCUGCAAGUGGUUCAUCAUCAUCAACAAAAGGUUCAGAUGCAAAAGUUCAUAAGCCUGUUGGUGUUUAUCAUGACGGUAAUGCAAGUCCACCAUCAAAUCCAACCAUUCCAGCCACGCCUUCUCUGAUCAAUGCAAUCUCUCGAAUCCAAUUCGCUCAACAACAAGCUCGUGCAUGGCAACAACAGCAUGAAGCACAAGGUACGCCUUAUGCUGGGGCAACUUCUCCUCCAACUAGCCCACCUCCUCAUAAGCCUUCAAAGUAG